This is a messenger RNA of Arachis duranensis, 2370 nucleotides long. RefSeq lists its product as uncharacterized. The coding region runs from base 82 to 2172 and encodes 696 amino acids. NCBI's taxonomy places the organism in Eukaryota, Viridiplantae, Streptophyta, Magnoliopsida, Fabales, Fabaceae. The record is from RefSeq and is a predicted model, not a curated record. The transcript has 13 exons. Gene Ontology annotation, biological process: DNA-templated transcription. Gene Ontology annotation, cellular component: RNA polymerase III complex; nucleus.
UUUGUUUUGGAAGCAGCAACCGCCAAACCUCAAAUGCAGCACUGAGAACGCAGUGUGUGAGUGAUACAGACAGUUGAAAAAAUGGACAUAGACGAGGUCGAAGCCACGGGCAAACUCCCUUCUCGAGUCACCAAAUUCGCGCCAAAAUCCUCCAAGCCUAAAACCAAACCUAAACCCCCAUCCGAACCUCACCUACAACCUAAACCUGAACCCCAACCACCACCCCCCUUCAAACCAGAGCCACAGGAAUUCGCAGCCAAGAAGGAAGAUGUUGACGAAAUUGUCGCACCAACAACUCACACGAAGCCCGAGCCCAACCACACCGCCAAUACCGAGCUGGCACCCAAGUCCGAGGCCCAAGAUGAAACUGACCAAGUCGAUUCCAUGUCCCUGGAUCUUCCGGAAGAAACCGCCGAGGACACCGUCGUUCGCGAAUUCGACGUCUUCUUUGGUCCUUCUGUCGAUGCUGCCACUCAGUUAUACGUUUUGCAAUAUCCGUUGAGACCGCGCUGGCGGCCAUAUGAGCUAGAAGAACGAUGCGAAGAGGUAAGGUUGAAUCCUAAGAGUUCAAACAUGGAGAUUGAUUUAUCUGUUGAUUUGGACUCAAGUAAUAUUGACACUGAGACUGCUAGCAGAUUCAACUUCACUAAGCAGACUUUAGCAACUAAGUGGAAUCCAUCUUCUGCAAACUGCUAUGCUGUUGGACUUCUCAAGGGUGAUAAGUUCCAACUGCAUCCAGUUAAUGCAGUUGUGCAGCUUCGACCAGCAUUUCAUCACCUACAUUCUGGUGGUUCAAAAAGAAAGAACCAGGUCUCCACUGGGGAAAAUGCCACUGUCAAAAUUGAGGGGUCAAUUGAAGAAAAAUCUGCUGCUGCACCAAAAAAGCAGAAUAAGCAGACGGAGUUAUCACUUGGGAAACAGAGUGAUGACGAUGAGGGCUGGGUUGCUCUCAAGUACCAUAGCUGCAAGAGUGAUAUCUCGUCUCGAUAUUUAGAUCAAAUGAUGAUGCACGAAAGUCAUCCCAUUAAAUUUACAAUGGAUGUUGAUGACUAUGUAACUGCACUAUGUCCUGGAGUGAACAACAUCUCUUCUAAAAGGCAUCUUUUAUCAUUGCCCGUGGAAGAACGUCUUAAGAAAUUGCUUGUUGAGGACCCUCCAUUUCGCCGAUUCAGUGCUAUUAAGCAUUUUGCUCGUGAGUACUCGGAUGAGGAACUUGCGGAAUUCCUGCACAAGCACGCAAUAUUAAUUCAGGGGUUCUGGACUGCUAAAAGUAAAUUGCUUUCUCUUAAGGAUGAUUCUGGUAUUGGAGAAUUAGCUAGAGACUUUGUCAUACUAUUGUUUAGCAAGAGUUUGAGAGUUCAGGCUUCAGAUCUGAAUCUGGGAGGCAAAGUUGGUAAUGUUUUAAAAGAAUGGCUGAAUAAAUUUGGUUUGGAAGGAUGUGAUCCACUUAAAUCUGGCGGAACUCUUUAUUGGAAGUUCCCAGAGGUUCCUGAUGAUUCAUUUAAAAAACGUCAUCCAAAUGUUGCGGAAAGACAAGAGGAAAUGUUGAAAAAUUUGGAAGCAAAACUAUCUGAUUUUGGAAGGCGUGUUAUUGUUGCAAAGCGGAAGUUUGAUAAAGAUGGUGUAGCAAGCCAACACAUCAAGAGUGAGCUUGUCAAAUCAGCAAAGUCUGAGCAGGUAACUAGUUUGAGCGGAGCGUCUUCUGGGAGGAUGACCAUGUCAAAUGCAACUAGACAAGCACUGCUAGUUGCCAUCACAAAACUUCUACAGACUCACAGAGUCUGCAGCCUCCAAAUGAUGCGUCAAAGAUUGCGUGAAAUGGCAAUCUCCACAAGUCUUCUUUCAAAGACAGAAUCAAAAGUUGCUAGUGAUGCAAUGGUUGGUUUCGAGGGUCCACAAGAAGAGCUGAAGGCUGUCAUAAGCGAAGUUGCAUAUGAUAUCCACGGUUCUUAUGUUCUGAAAGUACAGGAAGACCCAUUUAGAGAUGUUGUAAUCACAUUGCUUCGUGGAAAAUCUGAUGGCAAGUUGAAGAAGGCUGAAAUAUGUGCAGCUGCAACAGCAACACUUAAUAGAGAAGUCACAAGCAAUGAAUAUACCAGGGUCAUGAGUGAGCUGUGUGUCUCAAAAGGUUCUUAUUGGCAUUUGAAAAGCGGUGAUGGAAGUAUGCAAUGAGCUGUAGGUUCUACUGAGUAGGUUGACCAAAUAUUUUACUGAUUUCGUCCUGCUACCUUCAUCUUCAUGUAUGUACCUUCUUUUUCCUUUUGGUGUUGGGACGGGGCGAAAGAUUCGUUGGGUUGAACAUAAGCGAUUAAACGCUGCUUCUUUUUGCUCGGAAAAAAAAGAGAUAUAGUUCUUGGUUACACACGAAUA